AUGCGCCUUACCCUUAACAAUGUACAUACACAACUUUUCUAUACUUUAACUUUUUUUUUCUUUCAGACAGUCAGACGGGUGUUCGACGUGAUUAGGACUCAAAUAUGCACGAUAGCCCUAUCGUUUACACUAUUCAACCUAGUCCGAUUGCCUCGAGAAGCGUUCAAAUAUGGCGACAUACCAUACCUUGUCAUAUAUUCCUUCUGGCUGCUGGUGGUCGCUCUGCCAACGACACUGCUCCAGCUGGCGAUGGGACAGCUUAGUCAACAAGAUGCGAUUGGCGUCUGGAGGGCUGUUCCUAUAUUACGAGGAGUGGGUCACUUGAAAAUCAUAACGUCAUUCGUGUGCUGUAUCUACAGCAUGGUGUAUGUUGCAUUGUCUGCAGCUUACAUGAUAUGGAUUGGAAAGGGCUCGUUUCCUUUAAAAGAUUGUACAAAAGUCCACAUAACACCGAAUGGAUACGAAAACAAAAUGAAUGCAUCCGAAUGUUUCAACGCGACGUUUUUGGCGCCAUUCACUGAACAACCACAGUAUCUCGGAGUAAUGGCGAUUUUAAUAUUCGUUUUAUGGUUCUUUGUACCCAUUAUGUUAUUUCGUCUCCGGAAAACCCUCAAAAUCUCUCUUGUUACACUCGCACCUGUUAUCAUCAUCGUUGCCAUAGUGCUGUGUGCAUUUUUAUCAGAUAGUCGAAUACUGAUGUUAAUGCUGGAGUCAUGUGAGAAUUGGACGUCAUUGUCUCAACCGUACAUCUGGCACAGCGCAUUGGUACAAGCUUUACUGUCAACGCAUAUCGUUAGCGGUUACUUGGUCAGUGCUGGCGGGACCAUAUACAAACACUCUGACGUCAGAUGGACAUCAACAUUUGUAACCAUUACUAAUUUACUAACGGGAUGGCUGUCUGUUUUCAUGUGGCAGUCAAUAGGUAGUGAAGAUAAUAAGGAUAGUAGUUUUAUAGCAAUAUUAGUUUUAAUUUAUCAGUCUUCCGUAUCGGAGAAGAGAUCUAAGGAAUGGCCGCUAUUGGCGUUCGGGAUCGUGUUAGUCUCAGGCAUAGUUACUGUGCUAACACUUUUAUUCCCAAUAUAUGACAAAUUACAUCGUGUCGCUGGGGAUCAUUGGAGAAUAUUCGCUUGUGCGUCAUCAGCACUGGGUACGGCCAUUACUGUGUCUGUGCUUGCUCAGGGCAUCGACGUUACAUCCAUGUUGGAUGAGUUAGUUGUACCAGUUCUAGCUGUAUUUACCACAGUUGUUGAAAUUGCGGGUUUUGUUUUUAUAUAUGGUUGGUUUUACCUCACUGUCGAUAUACAUUUUAUUACUGGUUCAAGAUUACCAAAUUUUUGGUUAGUUACCUGGUGGACGAUUCCGGUCUUAUUAAUGGGUAUAACGGGUUGGUGGUUACGGUCACUGCUAAGGAGUACUUGGGGCGAAGUACAAACAUUAUGGCCUUUAGGUGUCGUUUUUAUAGGAAUAUUAAUAGUUAUGGUGGUGAUGGCAGCUGUAGCUGUAGCGAAAGAGGAACAAUUUAAUUUACUUACUAAAAUGGCAUCAGCCUUUCGACCUUCUCGACUUUGGGGACCCGAAGAACCAAUGGCAAGAUACGUUUGGAUGUCUCAAAGAUUUAUAAACGAAAACGCUAAUUCCGAACAAGAAUUUAAUACCGACACCAAAACGUUUAACCACAUUAUAACAAAAUAUCACGAGAAAGGCAACGAAAUAUACAACGAAGAUUGGUUGCAUGCAACUGAUGCAUUCAAAAGUUCACCUAAAGCUUUGGUGAAAAACGACAUUAUAAGAAAAGAAGACACACUUUAUAAUGACAUAGGUGCAAUUUAUUCUAUACCAACUGUUUCAUCUAGCAAAAGAAGAAAAAAAGAAGAUGAACAAUUCCGUUCACCAAAUAUAUGUAUUGCCAAAGAUGAAUUGGGAGGUGCAAUAAACUGUAACUGCAAUAGGCACUUUCAACUGAAUGUGCCUGAUUUAAGAAAUAACGAACUAUCGACUAGUCUAUAGAUAAAAAAAUCCAAAUCUUUUCGUACAACGACUUAUAUGUCUAGUCGACUAACCAAUUAUGUGCAAUUUUGAUAUUGUUCUCAAUCACAAAUAUGCAGUUGGUAGCUUUUAAUUUAUUAUAGUAUUAAAAACAUUCCAAAUAUACAUUAAGCUUACAAAACUAUUAUAGAAGGUUUUUUACAAACUGUUACAAAAGUGCUUACAGAUAAACUUGAUAUAAUAUUGAAUACCUUUCUACCAAGUCUAUCUCAAAGCACUUAUGCAUUAUAUUCAAGUGAAUAAAAGAGCGUGAGAUAAGGUGUAUGUUAUAUAAAAUAUUAUAUAAAAAUAAAAGUUUUACAAUACUUUGACUAUGAA
Messenger RNA from Melitaea cinxia (Glanville fritillary), 2364 nucleotides. RefSeq names its product sodium-dependent dopamine transporter-like. Gene Ontology annotation, cellular component: membrane. Bases 1 to 2007 code for a protein of 668 amino acids. Gene Ontology annotation, biological process: sodium ion transmembrane transport. The transcript is spliced from 9 exons. NCBI's taxonomy places the organism in Eukaryota, Metazoa, Arthropoda, Insecta, Lepidoptera, Nymphalidae. The record is from RefSeq and is a predicted model, not a curated record.